AUACAUAAUUUGCACUGUAGCUCUUUGACUUAUCGGCUCUAGUUUUUAACAAUUCGGCAGUUAUCUGUUACUCUUGGCUUAGAAAGUGUGGCUUAAUUCGGAAAUAUGACCAAAACCCGCGCACUUUCACUCUGAUAGGCUUUUAUUAUGAUCUGGUCGAAGUUUCUGUUCACUCCAGAACUUAGGUUGCUUUUAUUUUACGUGAAUAUCUGGCAACAAAGCUAGUUAGCUUCCUGCUAGUUGUUGUUGUCAUGGAUGCUGAUUUCCUGCUCGCCAUUCAGCUUCAGGAACAGUUCGACACCGAGUACCAGACUUCCCAGAUCCCACCGGACUGUUUUCUGGAGGAUGGCUUCGGACAUAGCAGUAAGAAACAGAAAGCUGAGCCACAUGGAGGUGGCAGCGGCGCUGUUACCCGCUGGAAGCCGCCGACCGUUCAGCCCGAGAGGCCGCUGAGCAUCGUAGACAAGUCCUGGGAGAUGCUGGACCCCAACCCGGACUUGAGGUCCAUGUUUCUGGAGUUCAACGACAUGUUCUUCUGGGGGAAACUCAACGGAGUGGAGGUCAAGUGGAGCCCCAGAAUGACCCUGUGUGCCGGUGUGUGCUCUUAUGAAGGCCGAGGUGGACUCUGUUCGAUCCGGCUCAGCGAGCCUCUGCUGAAGCUGAGGCCCAGAAAAGACCUGGUUGAGACUCUCCUCCAUGAAAUGAUCCACGCGCUCCUGUUUGUGACCCAGAACGACCGAGACAGAGACGGACACGGACCCGAGUUCUGCAAACACAUGAACAGGAUCAACAAGGCCAGCGGGACCAAAAUCACUAUCUACCACAGCUUCCAUGAUGAAGUCGACGUUUACCGGCAGCACUGGUGGCGAUGCAACGGGCCCUGCCAGAACCGCAAGCCUUACUUUGGGUACGUGAAGAGGGCCAUGAACCGGGCCCCGUCCUCUCUGGACCCCUGGUGGGAGGACCACCGGAGGUCAUGCGGUGGGACUUACACUAAGGUCAAAGAGCCUGAAGGAUACGGGAAAAAAAACAAGAAGACCUCGGAGAAGAAGACAGCAGGGACUGGGAAACCUUCAGAAACAGUCAAAGCUUCUGGAUCUCAGGACAUCAGGAACGUCAUCCCUUUCAGCGGGAAAGGCUUCCUGCUGGGAGGGAUGUCCCAAACCUCCUCCUCUUCCGCUCCAUCUCGCUCGCCAUCAGUGCCUUUUUCGUCCAUCUCCGUCUCCUCUCCAGUUUGCUCCGGCUUAUCGGAUCAAACCAACUCCAUCUCAAACGCCCGACCCUCUUUCGGAGUAAAACCUCCUGCGAAGAGAUCCGUUGGAAACACCAGAGUGUUUGCCAAUGUUAACGGCUCUCCGGUGAAAGUUUCUAAAUCUCCGGGAGAGAGGAUGAGACAAGCUUCCAUUCAGGAGCUGUUCGACAGCGCCACCAUCAGGAAGUCAGGAGAAACCACAGAGACUUCCCCUUCCUCUACAUCCAACUCCAGUUUGCAGCUGUCGCCUCUAAAACUAGCAGCACCUGCAGGCGGCGCUGCAACGCCGGCUCAGUCCAAGUAUUUCAGCGACUCUGGGGUUCAAAAUGGAGGCCAGGCGUCGAGGAAAAGGUCGCGGGACGACCGAAGCACCUCAGCCAGCAUCUUUGAUUUCUUUGAGAAGACAAUGAACAGCAGCUCAACAGCAGCGAGGGAGACAGGAAAGACGCAGACGGCGUCAGCCGCCACCCCAGCAUCGCUUCACAGCGGGAGCUCCUCCUCUUCCUCAUCUUCCUCCUCUUUGGUGAUGAUGGUCAGCUGUCCUGUCUGCCAGGCUAAAAUUCAGGAGCAAAAAAUUAACGAGCAUCUUGAUUCCUGCCUUUCAUGAAUGGCGUUUAAAUUAAAAACUCUGUCACAGAUUUUUAGGAAUUUAUACGGAAGAGGAUAAGUGCCAAAAAAAAUUAUAAUAAUUUCGACUCUAAUAUUAAAUUGCUAGAAUUCUGACUUUAUUCUUAGAAUUCUGAGAAAAUUCAGAUUUUUUUUUCUCAGAAUUUAGAUUUUGUUUACAGAAUUUUCACUUUAAUAUUCUGAACUCUGAGAAAAGAGUCAGAAAUCUGAUUUUAAUCUCAGAAAUCAGAUUUUAAUCUCACAAAUUUGACUCGGACUUUAAUCUUCUAUGAUCAAAAGUCAAAAUUCGGCAAAUUUUUUUUUUCUUUUUCAAAAUUCUGAGAAUUCUGACUUUAAUCUCACAAUUCAGACUUUUUAGUCAGAAUUCCACCAAAUUAUUUUCACAAAAUUUUGACUUUAAUCUCAGAUUUUUUACUUUUUUUUCCCCGAAGAUUUUGACAGCAGAAU
Messenger RNA from Poecilia reticulata (guppy), 2326 nucleotides. RefSeq names its product SprT-like N-terminal domain (gene sprtn). Gene Ontology annotation, cellular component: nucleus. NCBI's taxonomy places the organism in Eukaryota, Metazoa, Chordata, Actinopteri, Cyprinodontiformes, Poeciliidae. Gene Ontology annotation, biological process: DNA repair. The record is from RefSeq and is a predicted model, not a curated record. Gene Ontology annotation, molecular function: single-stranded DNA binding; metalloendopeptidase activity; polyubiquitin modification-dependent protein binding.